AUGAAGUAUGUUUUUCAAGUAAAAACAGAAUUAAAAAGACUUAUAGAAGAGGAUAUUAUUGAAGAAAGUAAUGCAAGAAUAUCAAGUUCAGCACUUUGUAUCCCAAAAAAAUGGAGAAUUACGUUUAGUCGUAGAUUACUAAACUAUUAA
This is a messenger RNA of Vairimorpha ceranae, 150 nucleotides long. RefSeq lists its product as hypothetical. NCBI's taxonomy places the organism in Eukaryota, Fungi, Microsporidia, Nosematidae. The transcript has a single exon. Bases 1 to 150 code for a protein of 49 amino acids. The record is from RefSeq and is a predicted model, not a curated record.